Molecule: messenger RNA, 1199 nt
Organism: Colletotrichum navitas
Lineage: Eukaryota; Fungi; Ascomycota; Sordariomycetes; Glomerellales; Glomerellaceae
Exons: 1
Coding region: 32-712 (226 amino acids)
Source: RefSeq, a predicted model, not a curated record
ACCUAGGUUCUCGCUAGCCAACCAAUAAUCUAUGAUCUUCGCAGAGCGCAAGCGGGAGGUCCUACCGCGAGUGGACAUCUGGAUCAAUGAUAAACGAGGGAGCACCACGGAUGAGAAGAGAUACAAGCCUCUCGCCAACACUAUGUGCUCGCUGCUUAACGAUCCGACAAUGUACAACAUAAAUCCUGCCCACGAACUGCUACCGUCAGAGUUUGACUGGAAGGGCUUUAUCUGCUUUACUUUGCAGCACAAGAACUUCGACCAGACCAAGACCACCUACUACGUCACGCUUUCUCGUGAUAAGCAAGUUAUUGCUAGCGGAAACGUCGGUCUUGAAGGAGAGUUCCGUCAGGCCAUUAAGAAGAUGCUCGCCCUCGUUGGACGAUCGACCAACGUCAUACAAGAAGCCGCGCGUUACGGCAUCACCUGGGAACUCCGAGACGGGGAUCCCAUGUACGACGAACUCCCGUCGUUUGAGGAAGGCGAACUUUUCUGUUCUCGUUCUCUCGACCUCAACCAGCUAGGAGAUGAUCAAAGCAGACAAUCUCAAUCUGUCACAUCUAGCGCUGCAGAGGGCUCCCGGGGCCCGCGGCUGACGAACCCCGGUCUCGAGCGGCGACGCCCGGCGCGAACGAGGGCCCUUUGCUCCGAAGGCCUGGCCCAGACGACAACGCCGGCGUGGCUACAUCCCCGGCUGUCGCGGCCGCUGUGACGAAGGACUCCGAGGCCCUAAGACCUGACGCAGACGUACAGAAGAAGUAAGGAGAGCACAUGGUGUAGGAUUCGGGUUCCCGCGGAAAGGGGUACAUGUGAGGAGUCGAGAAGAACCUCGAAUGACGGCUGGAGCAAUCCUAAUUGUUCUGACAUUGUGGACCCCAAGGACACCUGGAACGAUGCCUCGAAUGACGACUGGGGCAGCCCCAACAUUACUCCUACCUACGACCAAUGGUGAGAACAAUUUUUGGGAAUUGAUUAUAAUGGAGGUUACUACGGAGGUCACAAUGGAGGUUACAAUGAACAGAAAUUAGAACUGGCACCUAGAGUGACGAGGAUUAGGAUAUUCACAGGCGAUGACGAGGACGCCAUCAUUUUUUUGGGGAGGGGAUUGUCACGUGGUACACGGGUUGAGUUAGCAUGGAGACCAUCCACAGAGCUCUACACCUUGCAGCAGCCCACCCUUGUAGAUACUAGAUUCAUAA